AUGGAGGUGCUCCAAUACCAGCUAGGUCGGUCAGCUGGUACCAACCUACAUGAUGCAAAUGUGAGAAGCAUCGGCAACACCAAAUUGUGGGUUGGGAGGAGCGUUAACUCUCCAUCUCUGUACUCUAAUUAUAAUUAUUAUGAGACAUCGCGAGAACGUUCUGUGGUGAAAAAUUAUGAGACGCUGCGAGAACGUUCUGUGGUGAAAAAGAAGAAGAGCAUGUCAUGGUGGAAUGACCCUGAGAGAAAAAGAAAGAGGAGAGUGGCCAGAUACAAGUUUUAUGGGACCGAAGGUAAGCUGAAACGUUCUUUGAAGAAAGGGUUUCAAUGGUUGAAGGUCAAAUGCAUCAAAAUCUCAGCAAGUUUCUAG
Medicago truncatula (barrel medic) is the source of this 369-nucleotide messenger RNA. RefSeq lists its product as uncharacterized. Bases 1 to 369 code for a protein of 122 amino acids. NCBI's taxonomy places the organism in Eukaryota, Viridiplantae, Streptophyta, Magnoliopsida, Fabales, Fabaceae. The record is from RefSeq and is a predicted model, not a curated record. The transcript has a single exon.